Messenger RNA from Drepanopeziza brunnea f. sp. 'multigermtubi' MB_m1, 387 nucleotides. RefSeq lists its product as uncharacterized. Gene Ontology annotation, biological process: transcription-coupled nucleotide-excision repair; transcription initiation at RNA polymerase II promoter; maintenance of transcriptional fidelity during transcription elongation by RNA polymerase II. NCBI's taxonomy places the organism in Eukaryota, Fungi, Ascomycota, Leotiomycetes, Helotiales, Drepanopezizaceae. Gene Ontology annotation, molecular function: zinc ion binding; nucleic acid binding; DNA-directed RNA polymerase activity. Gene Ontology annotation, cellular component: RNA polymerase II, core complex. The record is from RefSeq and is a predicted model, not a curated record.
AUGGCCUCGCCCGCGUCCAGCACCGGCUCUGAGCCCAAAAAAGCCUUGGAACAGAUCACUUUUCGAUUCUGCAGCGAAUGUUCCAACAUGCUGUACCCAAAAGAAGACCCCGACACCCAUCGCCUGCAAUUCGCCUGCCGCACCUGCCAAUUCUCCGAAGAAGCGACCUCCACCUGUGUAUUCAGAAAUAUCCUCAACAAUGCCGUCGGCGAGACAGCUGGUGUGACUCAAGACGUUGGAUCUGAUCCGACGCUCCCCCGAUCCAACAAGACAUGCCCGAAGUGUAAGACAGAGGACGCGGUGUUCUUCCAAUCCCAACAGAGAUCUGCGGAAACUGGGAUGAAACUCUUCUACGUGUGCUGCGGUUGUGGUCACAUUUUCUCAUGA